Thlaspi arvense is the source of this 1956-nucleotide messenger RNA. The record is from the annotation of a GenBank genome assembly. NCBI's taxonomy places the organism in Eukaryota, Viridiplantae, Streptophyta, Magnoliopsida, Brassicales, Brassicaceae.
GCUUAGACGAAACCCUCGAGGGUUAAAAAAAAAUCAAUUAAAGUGAGGCGCAAGCAAACGACGCCGUUGGGAGCCUGUUUUGGAGCGUGUGUUUUUUUUUUUUUUGGGCCAUCACUUAGGGACAGAAAACGUGAAAUCUGAAUCUCUCUCUCUUUCGCUGUCCGAUUCCGACAGAUAGACAAGGGAGAGAGAGAGAGAGAGAGAGAGAGAGGGCGCGAAACAGAGAGAGAGAAGGACGACCCACGAUAAUGGAUGAUCCUUCGAACGCGAAAUCUAGCCAAUGCCCGCCUAUGGCCAACCUAGCUCCGACGUCGGCGCCGUUUCGAGGUCCGUUCCAUCGGCGAGCGCAUUCGGAGGUUCAAUUCCGCCUCCCUGAAGAUCUAGAUCUCUCCGAACCCUUCGGAGGAUUCGACGAGCUUGGAUCCGAAGAUGACAUCUUCUGCUCAUACAUGGACAUUGAGAAACUCGGAUCCGGAUCCGGAUCCGCUUCCGAUUCGGCUGGACCAUCCGCUCCCAGGUCGGAUAACCCGUUCUCCGCUGAAAAUGGAGGCGAGGCUGGGAAUUCGAGACCUAGGCAUAGGCACAGCCUCUCCGUUGAUGGGUCUUCGACUCUGGAAUCAAUCGAGGCCAAGAAAGCCAUGGCUCCUGAUAAGCUCGCCGAGCUCUGGGUCGUCGACCCCAAGAGAGCUAAAAGUCAACUGUUUGGAAUUGAAAGUCAUGGUUUCAAAAUGGAUUUGGUUCGGAAAAUUUUGGGAAUUAGCUUUGUGGAUAAUUGCUAAUCGACAAUCUGCUGCUCGUUCGAAAGAGAGGAAGGCUCGGUACAUCUUGGAGCUGGAGAGGAAAGUUCAGACCUUGCAAACCGAAGCUACUACCCUUUCAGCACAACUAUCUUUGUUCCAGAGAGACACAUCUGGCUUGUCAUCUGAGAAUACAGAGCUCAAGCUUCGUUUGCAGGUCAUGGAACAACAAGCUAAGUUGCGAGAUGCACUGAACGACCAGCUGAAAAAGGAAGUCGAGAGGCUGAAAUUCGCAACGGGAGAAGUCUCUGCCGCUGAUGCCUACAACCUCGGAAUGGCACACAUGCAGUACUCUCAACAGCAGCAACCACAACAGUCCUUCUUUCAACAACAUCAUCAUCAGCAACAGCAAACCGAUGCUCAGAACCUGCAACAGAUGACUCAUCAGUUUCAUCUCUUCCAGCCCAACAACAACAACAACCAAAACCGGAACAUGACGUCUUCAUCCUCUCGCCAAAACCCUCCCACCGGUCAUCAGCUUAUGCAUCAUCAUCACGCUACUUCUAAUGCAUCGGCUCAGUCCCAUUCCUAUUCAGGGGCAAUGCACGAAGACCCUCUUGGCCGGUUACAGGGGCUUGACAUUAGCAGCUGUGGCAGAGGCUCAAACUUUGGUAGGUCUGACACCGUCAGUGAAAGCAGCAGCACCAUGUGACAGGUUGCCUUUUUACGGAUUCCGCUUUGUCGAUAAAAACCUUAUUCUUUUGCUCUCCUUUGAAAUCUUUAGCUGAAAGGGUAACAUCUUCGUCACCGUCUGAUUCAUUGUUUAUUGUGUAAAACUGGUUUCUUUUUGGGGGGUUUUCAAUUUAGAGACCACAGGUGUUUUAACUUGUCUGAUUUCUCUGUUUCCAAAUUCAUUUUGUUCUUCUGGGGAGCUACCAAAGUCGAACCAGAUAUAUUUUUUUAUGUUUCUUUAUGUUGUUCUCUUGCUUUCCCUAGUUGCUUCUUCAAUCAUCCUUGUAAAUGGUGAUUGGAUAUUGGAUUUUGGCUUUGCCUUAAAACUAGACAAGAAAUUGUGGUUCUUUUGCAGGUCUCUCACAUCACUUUCUGCUCUUUUGGUGUUUCGGUAAAUUUAAAUUGUAAGAACUUCUUGUUUGUUGGCUAAUUUCACAGUUUCCAUUGCUUCAAGCACAAGUUUUUAUUAGGACUCUCACGAGAACCC